AAAACCGCCCCGGGAUCCCCCAAACCUCUCCCGCCGCCGGCGCUACCUCCGCCUGCGCCGCCAUCUUGCCGACGCACGGCGCGUGACGUCACUUCCGCCUCCUUCUUCCCCCGGCAGCGCCCCGCGGAGCCGCAGCCAUGUCCCUGGUGAUCCCCGAGAAGUUCCAGCACAUUCUGCGGGUGCUCAACACCAACAUCGACGGGCGCCGCAAGAUCGCCUUCGCCAUCACCGCCAUCAAGGGCGUGGGGCGGCGCUACGCGCACGUGGUGCUGCGCAAGGCCGACAUCGACCUGACCAAGCGCGCCGGGGAGCUCACCGAGGACGAGGUGGCACCUGGGGACACCUUGGGGACACCUUGGGGACAUUCUGUUUUUGGUUCCUUGUCCCUGCUGAGGGUGCGCGGGCAGCACACCAAGACCACCGGGCGGCGCGGCAGGACCGUGGGCGUCUCCAAGAAAAAAUGA
Passer montanus (Eurasian tree sparrow) is the source of this 464-nucleotide messenger RNA. It is a transcript of the gene RPS18, whose product is annotated as ribosomal protein S18. The transcript has 5 exons. Gene Ontology annotation, molecular function: RNA binding; structural constituent of ribosome. Gene Ontology annotation, biological process: translation. Gene Ontology annotation, cellular component: ribosome; small ribosomal subunit; cytosol. Lineage: Eukaryota; Metazoa; Chordata; Aves; Passeriformes; Passeridae. The coding region runs from base 138 to 464 and encodes 108 amino acids. The record is from RefSeq and is a predicted model, not a curated record.